AUGGUGGAGGUUUUGUUGAGGAGUGGCGGUGAACAGACGCACCGAAGCGAAAAGUUUGGUCACGACGAUGACGUUAAUGCCGGCUGGAAGUUUUGGCGCUCGGAGCCCUAUCCAGAUGGGCUGAUUUAUGACCAGUGCCCCGACUUGGGCGAGGCGAAUUUCACUGCCAAAAUAUUGAAGCCAUGGAUCCUCCCUUCGGGGAAUGACUUUAUCAGUGACCCUGCCAAACACCAUGUGCGACCUGCUGGCAACCCCGUUGGCGAUGUUAAAUAUGUGCAGAAGACGUUCGAUGAUAGCGCGUGGGAUACGAUCGAUUUGCCGCAUGACUAG
Pseudogymnoascus destructans is the source of this 330-nucleotide messenger RNA. RefSeq lists its product as uncharacterized. Bases 1 to 330 code for a protein of 109 amino acids. The record is from RefSeq and is a predicted model, not a curated record. The transcript has 2 exons. Lineage: Eukaryota; Fungi; Ascomycota; Leotiomycetes; Thelebolales; Thelebolaceae.